CCGUCGCACGCAUGCGCAAUGCUCAUGUGGAUGGCGCGGCGCCCACAGCUCGAGCUCUGCUGUCACGGAGAGCGAGAUGAUGGAAGAUCAAUCAACUGAGCGUGUGCAGGCAGUUGUACUUUAAAAAGGAAGAGACAGGUGCUAGUCUUGUUUGAUUUUAUAUGCCAGUAACUGAUUAACUCUAGAAUAGAUAUCUGCUUAAGUUGGAAUGUCAGGGUUUGGACGUGGGGGUCGAGGAGCUGCCUUGCUCAAGCUCCUGGAUGAACCACGUCGCCCCGGUGCCAGUAGUAGCCCAAGGCCAGAGCCUGUAAAAUUCCAUAGUAAUGGUGAUAGCAGUAGGGUAGGCCCAGUGCCUUCCCGUCCUAAAGGAAGAGGGUUCAUGUUAGCUGCAUUAGGACAACAAUUAACAGGAAAAGAAGAAUCAAAUGGAGUUUCAGAACCCAGAAUGCCAAGUGGUAAAGGCGAUUUUGAACCAAAGUCCUAUGGAAGAGGAUUUUCUCCAAUUGGAGAGAGUCAGCUGUCAAGGGUCUCUGAAAGGCAUUCUCCACCUCAAGGUGUGACGUCAAAGCAGUCACCACCACCAUCAUCUGAGACAGCUGUAGACGAACAAAUGAAAAAAAUACAUAUCAGUAUAGAAAAUAAAGAAAACAAAAUUGGAACAUGUGGCACAAGAGUGGAGCUAUCGGCAAACUACAUUCAUCUCCGUUGUGAAACUGAUGCUGUCUAUCAAUAUGCGGUAUCAUACGAACCACAGAUUGAUAGCCGAAAUAUGCGUGCCCACCUGUUGUACCAGCACAGUGAUGUGAUUGGUAGUGUGCGGGCAUUUGAUGGUGCCACUUUGUACCUGCCAAUCAAAGUGCAAUCUCAGGUGUUCAAGUCAAUUAGACCAACUGACAAAGUGGAUGUGAUGGUAAACUUAAAACUAGUCAAAGAACUUCCCCCUGAGGCUUGUAUUAGUGUUUAUAACGUCAUUUUCAGAAGGGUAAUGGACAAAUUAAAGCUGAAGCAAGUGGGCCGUCAUUAUUUUGACCCAUCCCGGAGUGUGGAAGUUCCACAGCAUAAGUUGCAGAUCUGGCCUGGAUACAUAACAGCUAUCAAUGAGUAUGAUGGAGGCCUCAUGUUACAGACAGAUAUGUCGCACAAAGUAUUAUGCUAUGAAACAGUGUUGGAAUCGAUGACCACCAUCAUUCAACAUAGUCAGAGGAAUUUUCGUGAAGUGUGUACACGCGAGCUAAUUGGUUCGGUUGUGUUAACACGCUACAACAAUAAGACGUACCGUAUUGAUGACAUUGCGUGGGACAAGAAUCCUAAGUGUACCUUUACCCUCCACAAUGGACAAGAAACAUCUUUUGUUGACUACUACAGACGUUCCUAUAACAAGGAAAUAAAGGACUUAAACCAACCACUGCUAAUAAGCAGACCCAAGAAAAAGGACAAAAACAGAAAUCAAGGGCAAGAGGAGGUGAUUUGCCUCAUACCUGAAUUGUCAUAUCGUACAGGCUUGACCGAUGCAAUGAGGGCAGACUUCAGAGUCAUGAAGGAUCUUGCUACACACACCAGGAUCACCCCUAACCAGAGACAUUUUGGUCUGACAAAAUUUGUUGAGAGACUUUAUGGGAAUCCAGAAAUUCUUGAAGAGUUGCAGAAAUGGAACAUUCGUCUUGAUAAAACUCCAAUUAGGUUGGAAGGACGUAUUCUCCCUAAAGAAAAGAUUCACCUGCGUGGCAAGGCCUUCAUUCCUCCAAUACCUGACUGGGGAAGAGAAGUCUGCAGAGAAAAAGUUAUAUCUGCAGUGGACCUUACUGAUUGGGUGGUUGUAUUUAGCCGCCGUGAUGCACAGAGGACUACUGACUUCAUCCAGAUGAUGUUUCAAGUGACGCGUCAAAUGGGCAUCAACAUGUCUGACCCUGUAAGACUCGAGAUACCUGAUGAUAGGACAGAGUCGUACCUUAGGGUCAUCAGAGAUGCCAUUAACCCCAGGCUGCAGUUAGUUGUCAUUAUUUUUCCAACAUCACGUGAUGACCGGUACAACGCAGUGAAGAAACUCUGCUGUUAUGAGAGUGCCGUUCCAUCACAAGUCAUCAUCUCAAAGACAAUCGGUCAAGCAAACAAACUACGUAGUGUUGUCCAGAAGAUUGCACUGCAAAUCAACUGCAAACUUGGUGGGGAACUGUGGAGUUUAGACAUACCAUUGAAACGUCUAAUGGUGGUUGGCAUUGAUGUGUACCAUGACUCACCAAGAAACAAGAAGUCUAUCGGUGCAUUUGUUGCCAGUACUAACAACCUAUUGACGCGUUGGUAUUCAAGGGUCUGCUUCCAAAUGCCACAUCAAGAGCUCAUUGAUGGAUUAAGACUUUGCUUCUUAGCAGCAAUUAAGAAGUAUGCAGAGUUGAAUCAUGCCCUCCCGGAGAAAAUCAUCAUCUUCCGUGAUGGGGUUGGUGAUGGCCAACUGAGCAUGGUAGCCGAUUAUGAGCAGAAACAACUGUCAGAAUGCUUUGCAUCCUUUGGCGCCAACUACAAUCCAAGCCUAGCUAUUGUAGUUGUACAGAAGCGCAUUAACACAAGGAUCCUAGGAACAGAUCAUACUGGGCAGAUGACUAACCCAGCACCAGGUGUAGUUGUUGAUCACUCAAUCACACGUAAAGGCUGGUAUGACUUCUUCCUUGUCAGUCAACAUGUGCGUCAAGGUACACUGACACCUACUCAUUACGUUGUCGUUCAUGAUAAGACCACAUUGAAACCGGACCACAUGCAAAGACUGGCUUACAAGUUAACUCAUUUGUACUACAACUGGCCCGGAACCGUUCGUGUUCCAGCACCUUGCCAGUAUGCACACAAACUUGCGUACCUCGUUGGUCAAAACAUACAACGCGAACCUCAUCUUUCACUAGCAGACAAGUUAUACUUCCUCUAGAACAGUCAAUGUUGUCAGCGGUUAAAACUAGAUUUUAAAAGUGUAUUAAAUGGUGUAUAUGACGCCCCAAGAUUGACCGAGUCUUGCAUGUUUUUAUUAGCCACUGGCUAGCAAAGUGAGCUCUAUAACCUGUUGGUAGCCAAGUGGGAGUACCAAGUCUUAAAAUGUAAAUAAUGUUUUAUGAAGAGGAAUUUCUUUUGUCUUCAAAAUUUAUUAUGUUUUCUAUAACUUUUAUACAAGUCUUGUGAUUUUAUGUUAUAUUUUACCUAGCAUUAAAGAAUUAUUUCAUUCUAUUAGUAUUCUAAUGUAAUGAAGUUUUGCACCAAAGAAUGUGUAACCAAUGUUGUUAAAACCUUGAAUCUAAGUUCCCUCAUUUAAAGAAAUUGGCUUAAUGUUAUAAUUAGUAUUACAAUAAUGGUUUCAGGGUGGUUUAAAUAGUGAAAAAUCUCCUAAAGUUCCAUUUUAUUUUGCAUGUUUUUGUGCUAUGAUUAACAAUUACAUCAAUCAUUCUUCUAUUAUUAGGAAUUGCAGAUUUCAUGCUGUUCAUAAUUAUAGAAUGUUGAUUAAUUUCUAAGCCAUUUACUAAAUGAUUUUCUCUUUAAUGUUUUUUAAAUUAUAUAAAUUUACUUAUUGUUGAGGGUACAAAACCAUUCCAUGUCGGGCAAAAAUGUUAAGCAUUAGAAAUAUUGGCCUGAAGCUGACUUUCAGAAUCUUGAUUCCAGUAUUAGUAUAUUUCUAGCUCUUUUAAUAUACUGUUUUAGAAAGUGCAUUAAUUUCAAUGCUGUUUUCUAUUUUUUUCUCCAAUGAAGUAAUUUUGAUAAAGCUCUGAUGGGUGUAAUGUCUCCUAUGUAGAAUUUUGCUUUCCCCAAUUUGGUGCUCACUUUUGUGUAUUUUAAGUGUUUUAGACUGAUUAAAAGAGAAAUUUCAUUGAGA
Messenger RNA from Anneissia japonica, 3847 nucleotides. Its product is annotated as piwi-like protein 1. Gene Ontology annotation, biological process: regulatory ncRNA-mediated gene silencing. Gene Ontology annotation, cellular component: P granule. The record is from RefSeq and is a predicted model, not a curated record. Gene Ontology annotation, molecular function: protein binding; piRNA binding. The transcript has 19 exons. NCBI's taxonomy places the organism in Eukaryota, Metazoa, Echinodermata, Crinoidea, Comatulida, Comatulidae. The coding region runs from base 209 to 2914 and encodes 901 amino acids.